UCCAGUCUGCUUACUAAACCGUUUUUCUCAGCGCAGGAAAACUUAUCCCGUUGGAUGGUUACGGUGAGCGGUUAGAAAAGCCGGACAGUAAAAACCUAUCAGUCCCGUUUUGUGAGUUGUUAUCAUGCGCUACAGCCAUGUCCCCCCUCUGCUCCUCUGUCUGCUCUGCAUCGGACUGACGGCUCAAACUGAUGUGGAAACAGCUGAGGUGAUUCCCAGGCUGCUGUCCAGCCAGGAGACGCAUCUGUCUGAGGAUCCCGCCUACAGGCUGCAGCACCAUCAUCAGUGGCCCUUGGAUUUCUCGAGUAAAGAACAUUCUGAGGCAGAGAACAUUAUUGUGUCGCUGUCGGCUUUUGGAAGGAGUCUGUAUCUUAAUUUAAGACGAGAGCGCAAAAUUCUUUCAAGAGAUUUUGUAAUAGAGGAGAGGCUCAGGAACCAAAGUGUAGUAGUCAGACAUCUGUCCAUGAAGCAGCUUUGUUUUUACUCUGGCUUUAUCAUCAACCAUACAGACUCUCUGGCAUCACUAAGCACCUGUGGCGGUUUGACUGGGCUAAUUCAGAUUGGGGAGGACAGCCUGUUCAUCCAGCCUGUGGGUGAAUAUGAUCCAUCGCAGUCUUUCUCCGGAAUUAAGCACCAGCUGGUCCGACACCGGUGCUCACCGAAGAGCUCCCCUGGUCAGUGUGCCGGCCAGCCCAUCCACUGUGGAACUGCAGAAGGGCAGAAAAAGAAGAAGAAACCGAAACUGGGUGAAGAAGGUCGCACCAAGAGGAACACCAUGAACUUACACAAAACAUACACUUUGGAGACCGUGGUAGUGGCAGACCUCAACAUGGUGCAGUACCACGGUGCUGAAGUGGCACAAAGAUUCCUGCUUACUAUCAUGAAUAUGGUUGACAACAUGUUCCAGCACAAGAGUCUGGGAGUUACAGUCAACAUAAAAGUCAAUAAACUGGUUUUGCUUCACAUCAGACCGGAAAAACUAAAGAUAAGCCACCAUGGACAGAGGUCUCUGGAGAGCUUCUGUCAAUGGCAGCAUCAGGAGUUCUCAGUCCCUCGGUACCUCGGUACCAACCACAUUACAGGUGGACAGUACGACACGGCUGUUCUGAUCACCAGGACUGAUUUCUGUGUUCAUAAAGAUGAACCCUGUGAUACAGUCGGUAUGGCUUACCUGGGUGGUGCUUGUAGUGCAAAGAGGAAGUGUGUAUUAGCAGAGGACAAUGGAUUAAAUCUGGCCUUCACCAUUGCUCAUGAGCUCGGUCACAACAUGGGGAUGAGCCAUGAUGACGACCAUGCUAACUGCACCAGCCACUCCCAUAUCAUGUCUGGUGAAUGGGUGAAAGGCAGAAACCCAAACAACCUGUCAUGGUCCUCCUGCAGCCGCAGCGACCUGCAGAACUUCCUCAGAUCUGGAGCCAGCAUGUGCUUACACUACACAGACCCUAGGAGCCGCUACAGGAUGCGCUUGUCUUCCAAGCUUCCAGGGAUGCACUACAGUCCGGACGAGCAAUGCCAGAUCCUGUUCGGAAUCAAUUCCACUUCCUGCCCUGACAUGGAGCAUCUUAUGUGUGCUGGCCUGUGGUGUUUAGUAGAUGGCGAUCCUUCAUGUAAGACAAAACUCGAUCCCCCUCUGGAAGGAACAGAGUGUGGAACAGACAAGUGGUGCAGAGGGGGACAAUGUGUCAGUAAGGCUCCCAUCCCCCAACAUGUGGAUGGAGACUGGAGUCCCUGGAGCCAGUGGAGCAUGUGCAGUCGGACCUGUGGUACUGGGGUCCAGUUCAGACAGAGGAAGUGUGACAACCCGCCGCCCGGUCCAGAUGGACGGCACUGUCCAGAAGCCAGUGUGGAGCACAAGGCGUGUCAAGGUCAGCCGUGCCCCAAAGGGGCCCCGAGUUUCAGAGACCUGCAGUGUCUUUCCUAUGAUCAACAUGCCAGUAAAAGAAAGGGCAGACUGCUGACUGCAUUCAUUAAUGAUGAUAAGCCAUGUAUGUUGUUCUGCAGCCCAGUGGGUCAUGAUGUCCCGGCCCUGAUGGCUGACAAAGUUAUUGAUGGCACUUCCUGUGGACCUUAUGAGUCAGAUCUCUGCAUUAAAGGGAGCUGUAAGAAAAUUGGCUGUGACGGCAUCAUCGGCUCCUCAGCAAAGGAAGAUGCAUGUGGUGUUUGCAAUGGACAUGGGGACUCCUGUAAAAUUGUGAAAGGAGACUUCAACUAUACCAAGGGAAUGGGCUACGUUGAGGCUGUGGUGAUUCCCGCAGGAGCGUGGAGGAUCAAAGUCAUGGAGGACAAACCUUUACAGAGCUUUCUGGCUCUUAAGGACUCCAGCAAGAGAUCCAUCAACAGCGACUGGAAGAUUGAACUUCCAGGAGACUUUGAGCUGGCUGGGACCAUGGUGCGAUAUGUUAGAAGAGGACUGUGGGAGAAGAUUUCUGCCAAAGGGCCGACUAAAACUCCCUUACACCUAAUGGUCCUGCUCUUUCACGAUCAGAGCUAUGGGAUCCACUAUGAGUACACCAUACCUGUGAACACGAGCCAGGACCGGAGCAGUGAGAAACAGACAGAACCAGAGUACCUCUAUGUCUGGGCUCACAGUACCUGGCAGAACUGUUCAGUUCAGUGUGGAGGAGGUGAGAGGAGCACAGCGGUCUCCUGUAUGAGGACAGUCAAUAACAGCAUGGAGGUUGUCAGUAAUAACUACUGUCAGCCUGAGACCCGGCCCCAGGCCAAGGUGCAGCGCUGCAACAGUCUGCCCUGCCAGUACAGGUGGGUGGCAGGUGAGUGGGGGCCCUGCUCCGUCUCCUGUGGUAAUGGUCUCCAGCAGAGACAGGUGUCUUGUGUUUACCCCUCACUAAACGGCUCAUUCAUCCACACCAAGGACCGGGACUGCCACGGGGGCAAACCUGUGGGGCAACAGGACUGUGAGGGCAACUUCUGCCUUCCAGAAUGGGAGGCCUCAGACUGGUCACAGUGUUCAUCAGCCUGCGGUCGGGGUUUUCGCACGCGGACAGUGCGGUGUAGAAGCCCAGACGGAGGAUGUGAGCCUGAUUCCAAGCCCAGUCAACAAGAACCCUGUGAGGAAGACGUAGAAUGCUUUGAAUGGAGGUUUGGAGACUGGUCCAAGUGCUCAUCCACGUGUGGAAAGGGUGUACAGUCACGAGUGGUCCAGUGCAUGCAUAAAGACACCGGUCGUCAUGGCGACAACUGCCCACUAACUCUGAGACCACCAAUUUACCGAUCCUGUUACCGUGAAUCCUGCUUUAACAGAGCAAAACCAGUCGAUGCCUGAAGGGUUAACCCUCGUGCUGAUUGGAUAGCUCCUCUGCUCUGAAGCCCCCCGCUGACGGGGGGACGAGGGAGAAUACAUCACCUCCACAGCAGCUGGUUCAAUGGAUAUCUUCAAGUCAAAUUGGGUUCUUAGUUGUGGCGCGAAGAGGAUCUGUGCCAGACGUCAAUCCUUCCCACUGCAUCAGGAGAGACGCUUUUCUUUAAGAUGAAUUGCACAUUAUAUUUGAUCAUAUCUUUGAUUCUUUUUUUUAAAUUUUGGAUUAUAGAUUACUGUUUGAGUUUCCAACAUUAAACUACAAUAUAAAGCACAGAUUCUACAUUGUUAUGGACAAAGAAAUCUUGGAAUUUAAGAAAUUUGGAAAACUUUAGAAACUGCAACUUUAGGUGCUUUUGCUCCAAGCUGCAUUUAUGUUUAAAUUAAACGGCAACAGAAAUACUUGAUCCACCUGACCAAGAGGUCCUGGUUGAUGUUAUGUACUGUGUUUAAUACAUGGGUUUGUGUGGUAGUUUUGGGUUUAAAUACUGGUGCUAUAAAAAUACAUGAGACUAAAACCCAAACUUUAUCAUAAAGAUAAAUUGUUCUGUGACAGUGAAGACGUGUCUUUGCUAAUACUGCUGUAACCCUGUACUAUACCUGCAUUACACACACUUGAAGUGAUUUUAUCUUAAAAUGUACAAAUUACUUAAUGCAUAUAAUUUCAGCUUAAGUAAUGUUUAGCAUAAUCAAAUACAUUUUACUUUGCUUUUAAAUUGCUUGUUCUGUCCAGCAGAACAGACCGUCUCAUGCUCUGAUUGGAGCAUGAAAACAUGUUUUUAUCAUGAUUGUGAAUCUCAGUAAAGCUGCAUGUCAACGUGUAUGAAAAAUAUUUUGAAAACCAAUUUCAGGUUUUUUUUUUAAUAAUAGUUUCAGCUAACUAUUUGCUGCCUGUAAUCUUGUCUUUCUUCUUUGUCUAAAAAUAUAUAUUUUUUCAUGUAUUGGUCUAAAUUUGUGUAACCAAAACCUAAUUCUAUUUUUCAGUUCUAUAAUAGAAAACUUUUGCAAUUCUGUUACAUUUUCUUUUUUUACAUGAAUAGUGAGAAUAUUUAUGACAGCUCCAUGAAAUGAACAUCAACUACAUCUGAUAUUUCUUAAUGUAAACUCCAUCUCAGGCUGCACAGUGGUGCAGUUGGUAGCACUGUUGCCUUGCAGCAAGAAGGUCCUGGGUUCAAAUCCCAGCCUGGGGUGUUUCUGCAUGUUCUUCCUGUGUGUGGGAUCUCUUUGGGUACAAACCAACAAAAACAUGACAGCUUGAUCUCUCUAAAUUCUCCUUUAGAGAGAUGUGUGGUUGUAUGUCCUGUGUUGUUCUGUGACAUAGAACCAUAAGAGAAAAAGUCAGUUGAUCACAUAUUUUUUAAGUCAGACAUUUUACUCAUCCUCCAAAGAGUCUGACCUCAAAGCGUGAGAGGAAGGUAUAUGUAAGCUGGAAAAUAUGUUCACCUUUCAAAGUAAAAUUUCUAUAAUCAAGGUUUAUUUUACUCAGAAAAUAUUUGACAUGCUCUUCAGUCCUAAAUAUUCUUCUGGCCCACAUGCCAAUUAUUACUCUGUACAUCAUUGUGAAUCCCGCACCACUGUAAAAAUAUAAAUAAAAUAGUGAUGGCAGCAUUAUGCUUUAGAGAUGCUGUUGCUCAGAAUGGCCAGGAAACCGAACCGUCAAGCCAAAGUGUUCAUUCUCUCUUUCUCACCUUCCAGCAUCAUUCUAUUGUAUUAUUUCCUUAAACUGAACAACAUAAAAUCCCAAUAAAAUACACUGACCUUUGUGAGCUUAUGGUGUUAAAGUGUGUAUAUGUUCAAACAAUGUGAAUAGUUUUGAACUUUAAAACAAA
Messenger RNA from Xiphophorus maculatus (southern platyfish), 5145 nucleotides. It is a transcript of the gene adamts17, whose product is annotated as ADAM metallopeptidase with thrombospondin type 1 motif 17. The record is from RefSeq and is a predicted model, not a curated record. The transcript has 23 exons. Gene Ontology annotation, cellular component: extracellular matrix. Gene Ontology annotation, biological process: proteolysis; extracellular matrix organization. The coding region runs from base 125 to 3283 and encodes 1052 amino acids. Gene Ontology annotation, molecular function: metalloendopeptidase activity. Lineage: Eukaryota; Metazoa; Chordata; Actinopteri; Cyprinodontiformes; Poeciliidae.